AUGAUUAAAAACAAAAAGAAAUUUAAUGGUAUUAAAUUUAUAGAAGUAACCCAUAAAAUCUUACAAGUAAAAUUAAAUUUCAUUUUUUAUAAGUAAAAUGAGUAUAAUGAUAUUAUUAAAUGGGAUGAUCAAGGAAUAAACAUAAUCAUUAUGGAUAAAUUUCUUCUUUAAUAAAUUGUAUUACCCAAAUACUUUAAGCAUUCCAAAUAUUCAAGUUUUCUAAGGUUAUAUUCUAUUUUAUUAAUUAGAUAGUUAAACUUAUAUGGAUUUACAAGUAGCAAAGAUUAAAAUGGUUACUUAAAUUAUCAUCACAAAAAUUUUGCAAAAGACAAUUAUGAUAAAAAUAAUAUUCAAAAGAAAUUAUAAAUAAAAGAUAUUCAAAAGUCCUUAGGAAUAUUUUAAUAGGUAUAAACUGAACUUUAAAGUUAAUUAUUGAGUUUAUAAAUUGAAUAAAAUAGAAUCAAAUAAAGUCUUUUAAAUUCUAUUGAUUAAUAAUUAUCAAUUAGAUGCAAUAUAAAAGAGUUCUUAGAAGUAAAUAAUUAAAUCAUAAUUGAAUAGGCUAUCCGUUUCAUUAGAUUAUAGGGUGAAGAUUAUUUUGAUUAAUUUAUUAAAGGUAUUCAAACUAUUUUCUAAGGCUUGAAUCCCGCAGCAUGUAUCAAAUUUAUAUUAUAUAUAGAUUAUCAUUUUUAACAUCUAAUUAAUCUUGUAUUUAAAUAAUUCAAUAUUGAAGAAGUUCAAUCUAAUUAUUAUCAAUCCGAAAUAGAUGAAUAGAGCAACUCUUAUAUGAUAUCCCCCUGUCCUUUUGGAUUAUUUGAAUUAAGGGCAAAUAUAAAUGCUCAUAAUGAAUUAAAUUUCAAAAAUCAAGAAUUGACAUUGGAUUCAUGA
Messenger RNA from Paramecium pentaurelia, 885 nucleotides. The record is from the annotation of a GenBank genome assembly. NCBI's taxonomy places the organism in Eukaryota, Ciliophora, Oligohymenophorea, Peniculida, Parameciidae.